AUGAGAAGUAUAAUAUCUGUAGCAGUUCUCAUAUACCAAAUUUCAUUUCUUCCAUUAACUCAGUGCAGGGUUUACCUACCAACGGAUGCCAAUCUCAUUGGCCAGACAUGCCUUCAAACCGCGAAACCCGAUCUUUGUGUCUCUUCUCUUGAAUCGGUCCCUGAGAGCUCCGAUGCAGACAUCAAAGGCUUAGCUCUCAUAAUGUCCGACAAUGUACUCAAGGGCAAAGCACAGGAUGCUCUGAAAGAAAUCAACGAGCUGAUUAAGCAGACACCUAUAUCGAGUAACAAAGCCUUACUUGCAUGCGCAGACUACUAUGGCACGAUCAUAGAAUUUCAUAUCGAAAAACAAGCGCAUGAUGGAAUUACUGGGAAUCAGCCUAGGAAAGCUGCACAGCUAGCCAUGGAUGAUACCGUCUAUUUGGUCAAUGAAUGUAACAAUGGUUUGGGUUUUUCACCUAGCUCUCCUCUAACAGUUAUGAGCGCAAGUGUGGCUGAUAUUGCGACCAUUACUAAAGCAAUAGUGCAGAUAUUGUCGUGA
Rosa rugosa (rugosa rose) is the source of this 540-nucleotide messenger RNA. RefSeq names its product cell wall / vacuolar inhibitor of fructosidase 1-like. The transcript has a single exon. Gene Ontology annotation, molecular function: enzyme inhibitor activity. Gene Ontology annotation, biological process: negative regulation of catalytic activity. The coding region runs from base 1 to 540 and encodes 179 amino acids. Lineage: Eukaryota; Viridiplantae; Streptophyta; Magnoliopsida; Rosales; Rosaceae. The record is from RefSeq and is a predicted model, not a curated record.